AUGUGGCGUCGCGUCGUGGCCGCCGCGCUCGCUCUCGCUGUCUUGUGCGCGGAUGAUCGUCUACCACUGGCAAAGGAGGCUGUGUGCGGAACAGGCGGGCAGGAUUGCCCCAGGUGCAACGCUUCGCUGACAAAGUGGUCCCACUGCACAUUGGAUGCCGAGCAGAGCUUCGCGGGUGGCACAACGGCCUUCCUGAAGAGCAAGGAUUGCCCUGUCGGCAUGGCUGUCUUUGUUAGCUCGACUCUUUCUCACAAGUAUAACUCUUCCAAGAUGGCAGAUGCUGUGCUGACUGCUCCCGUACCACGUGGGGAUGAGAAGGCGAGAGAGAUGGCGUCACAGGUCCUGCGCGCCGCGAACAAGUUCUUGCUUGCGAUGCCGGAAGAGACAGUUGUCAGAGGUGCUGAGAUUGGCGUCAAGGCAGCCAGUCUGCAAUCCAUGUGUUUUGGGGUCUUUCUCCCAAACUCGGCGUGCAGCCUCUGCAUCGAGCACGUUGACCUCCCAGACGCAAAGGUGCAUCUGGAAGUGAGGCAGCAGGCGAAUUGCACAGUCCAGGACUGGAUGACUGGGCUGUGCAAUUGUGCCGGUGCUGUCACACGCGGUCGGCUGUUGGGGCUCUUGUACUCGUACGUGCACGAUAUGCUCCUUAUGAUAGGCCUGAGUUUCCACAUGCCGGACCCGACUCCCACGAACCUUCUGUUGACUUGCAAUCCUGAAGGCAGCACAUCCUUUCAGCCACCAGGAGUGCAGUGGGCCGAUUUUCUGGCCACCAGCAGCGGUCAGUCAAAGCGAGGCUUGCUGGCGGGGUCAGAUCGUGAGAUUGCCGGCAAGGUGACUGUCUUCUUCGGGGCCAUCAUGAUUGGGGCUCAACACCCCGAUCUGGCAUCGGUGCAGCAGAUAGCAGACCUUUGCGUAGCCAGGUUGAAGUUUGGCUUGAAAGAAGGUGUGACCCUUUGCAUGGAGCGAGUGUGGUCCGAGCAGCAGAAGAUGAGCGACGAGGAGCUUCGCGACUUCAGGAGGUUUGUGGCAGGAGAGAUCUUUUUCAACGAGAUUGAUGCCUUGUCAGCUCGCAUCACGGAGCUCGACGUAAGAGACGUGAAGAGGGAGCUCGAGCUCGCAGACGUGAAGAGGGAGCUCGCAGAAGUGAAGACUAGAGGCGCGACCUCAAUCUCAUCCGUCUGGGUGCGGGAGCUGAUCCGCAAGGGGGCGGAGAUUGGGGGCACACGUCCGUUCGUGGACAGGGGAGGGGCUUCGGGAAGCGGUUCGGGGCUGGGAGUUUUGGCUGUUUCUUGCUGGAGUUUCAGUUUGCUGUCGGUUCACGUCUGCCGAAGUUUUGACCCGCUCGACUUGCAGGAUCGGACGGUCACGGACAAGCUGAGACGGGUGGCUGAAUUUGUUCGCAUCUCUGUUGCCGACUCACAAAUGAAGUUCGAUGACGGCAAGGAGUUCGAGCCGACGGGCAAUGCCUUCAAAGUGAAAGGAGCAUUGGCUGACGCAGUGGAUGACUUGAAGAAGGCCCUGCGCUUGGAUCUUGCGCGUGGUAGCAACAGCAUCACGGACGUUUUUUGCGCUGCGGCUUUGCUUGACUUCCAGGCGCUCUUGGUCGUGCUUAAGUGCACAGACGCGGCCAAUCCAUUUGAAGAAAUCUGGGGGAAGAGCGCUUGCAUUGCUUGCUCAUGCCAGCAUGAUGUAGAACGCUUCAAGCAUGACAGCAAUUUUGCGUAA
Molecule: messenger RNA, 1722 nt
Organism: Symbiodinium natans
Lineage: Eukaryota; Dinophyceae; Suessiales; Symbiodiniaceae
Source: the annotation of a GenBank genome assembly